This is a messenger RNA of Salvia splendens (bonfire salvia), 3236 nucleotides long. RefSeq names its product pentatricopeptide repeat-containing protein At4g39952, mitochondrial-like. The transcript is spliced from 5 exons. The coding region runs from base 623 to 2953 and encodes 776 amino acids. NCBI's taxonomy places the organism in Eukaryota, Viridiplantae, Streptophyta, Magnoliopsida, Lamiales, Lamiaceae. Gene Ontology annotation, molecular function: protein binding; RNA binding. The record is from RefSeq and is a predicted model, not a curated record. Gene Ontology annotation, biological process: RNA modification.
AUCAGCCGCUGCGCUGCUUCUUCAUCCCUCGCACUCUCUUCUCAAAUUCUCUAAUUCCCAUCACUCGUCGGAUCUUCGCUAAUGAUGCAUCUUCUUCUUCUUGACAGCGUGGAGUCACCCAGUAGACCGCUGUUUCGCCCGGUCUGACUCGAUUCUCGGUGGUCCUUGUCAUUUCCACUGAUAUAGUACCAAUUUUCAAGAAUGACUGAUGGUUCCAAAGAUAGAAUGGCCAUUUCAAAUACUUAUGGCUGCUUCACGAGAUUUUGUGCUAGAUUGUCAUUGUUAAUAGAUGAACUGGAAUGCUGUGAUACAGCAUGGGGUAUUUAUUUCGUCUGUGGAGAGCUUAGUGGAGCAUUCUCGAAAUCUCACUUUUCUCUAUGAUUCUAUUAAUUUUUUACUGUGCAACAUAUGUCUUACAAAGCUUGUGGAGACGAAAGUACUGGCAGCUUUUUCAUUGACUUCUGGAGUUGCACUUUCUGAGGAAUAAGUUCUUGAAGACUAUCUGGACUUUCUGAGGUUUCUGCUUCAAGCUUCACUUCUUCACGAGGUUCCUUCUUCAAGCUUCUCCUUCGUUACCGUAUUUCUCUUCCCUUGUAUAUAUUCGUAGCUCCUCCCACCCUCAAUGUUUGUAUUCACACUCCCGAAGCUCCACAAACAUCUCCAUUCAUCUAACUCGAUUGUCGAUUCGCUAUCGAGUUACCUUACCAAACACAUUGACUCUUUCCUUACUACCGAUUACUUGGACCAGAAGACCCUUCUAUCUGCCCAUGCUGCUAUCAUAACAACCGGUAACGCACACAAUAAAUUUAUCGCAUCAAAGCUGAUAGCAUAUUAUGCGUCCCUCAAACAGUCCCAUAAUUCAACCAAAGUAUUUGAUUCCCUCACUUUUACAGACCACUUUCUUUGGAACUCCAUCAUCAAAGCCCAUUUUUCUAAUGGGGACCAUGUGCAAGCCAUUAACUUCUUCUCCAAGAUGAGGUUUGCUGGCAUUUUGCCUACACAAUUUACCAUACCAAUGGUUGUUUCUGCUUGUGCUGAACUUCAAUCGCUUUCUAUUGGCAUGAAAUUUCAUGGAUUAAUCUCAAAAUUGAAUCUUUUCGAUGGAAACUCUGCUGUUGGUGCUUCAUUCGUGUAUAUGUAUUCGAAAUGUGGAACUAUGGACUAUGCAUCUCUUAUGUUUGAUGAAACUACUGUUAAAGAUGUGGUUGUUUGGACUGCACUUGUGAUAGGGCACGUGCAGAAUGGCGAGAGUGAGAAAGGUUUUCACUGUCUUUGUGAGAUGCAUAGAACUGGUGGCAAUAGUGAGAAGCUGAAUUUCCGAACAUUAGAAGGGGGUUUCCAAGCUUGUGGAAACUUGUGUGCUUUGGUUGAAGGUAGGUGCUUGCAUGUGCUGGCUCUAAAAUCAGGAAUUGUAUCCUCAAAUGUGGUUCAGUCUGCCAUUUUGUCAAUGUAUUCCAAGUGUGGUAGUGUUGAGGAUGCACGUAUGUCUUUUUCUGAAGUUGUAGAUAAGGAUCUAUUAUCAUGGACAUCAGUCAUGGGUGUCUUUUCAAGGUUGGGGUGCAUUGUUGAAUGCUUUGAUAUAUUUUUGAGGAUGCAAGCUACUGGUUUACAUCCUGAUGGAAUGGCAAUUAGUUGUUUGGUUUCUGGUUUUGCUAAUUCAUUGAGAGUCUCUGAAGGAAAGGCACUCCAUAGUUUUAUUAUAAGGAGGAAUUAUAUGAUUGAUGAGAAGGUACACAUUUCGUUAUUGUCAAUGUACUGUAAGUUUGGCCUCGUGGAUCUUGCUGAGAAGAUUUUUAUUCAAUGCCGCGAUCAGGUAAAAGAUUCUUGGAGUCUAAUGGUGUCUAGCUAUGAAAAGGUAGGAUUAGAUAAGAAAUGUAUAAUGCUCUUUGGACAAAUGCAACAUCAAGGGAUUAAACCUGAUAUAUCCAGUCUAUUAUCAGUAAUUUCUUCCUGCUCAAGAUUGGGAGCCAUCUGUUUUGCUCGUUCUAUACAUUGCUGUAUGAUGAAAACAAUGAUGCUUGAGAAGGUCACAAUUGUUAAUUCACUGAUAAACAUGUAUGGGAAAUGUAGUAAGUUGAAUGAAGCAGAAAGGUUACUCAAUCACACAUCACAUGACAUUACUACAUGGAACUCUCUUAUCUCAUCUUACAUUGACAAUGGUAAUUGUCUCAAGGCUAUAGCUCUUUUCGAUGUAAUGAUUACGAGAGGCUUAAAGCCUAACAAAGCAACACUAGCUGUUUUGUUGUCUGCUUGUGCUCAGAUUGCAUCUCUUGAAAAGGGGAAAAAAGUUCAUGAUUAUAUCAUAGAAGCUGGAUUUGGCUGUGAAGUUUCUGUUGCUACAUCGUUGGUUGAUAUGUAUGCCAAAUGUGGACAAAUUGAUAUGGCAAAAGAAAUUUUUAACUCACUAAGUGAUAGGGAUAUCAUAUGUUGGAAUGUAAUGAUUUUCUGUUAUGGUAUGCAUGGAUAUGGAAAAUCUGCAGUUGAGAUGUUCCAACGAAUGAAAGAAUCUGAUGUUAGACCAAAUGACCUAACAUUUCUAGCAGUACUCUCUGCAUGUGUUCAUGCUGGAUUAGUUGAUGAGGGCAAGUCAAUCUUCCACAAAAUGAAGGAAUAUUCUAUUGCACCCACACUAAAGCACUAUGCAUGUAUGGUGGAUCUUUAUGGGCGAUCUGGUUAUCUGGAUGAGGCCGAGGCUCUUGUUUUAUCGAUGCCGUUUACCCCUGAUGGGGGCAUAUGGGGUUCUCUGCUAAAUUCUUGUAAAUUACAUAAUAAUGUUGCAAUGGGUAUGAAGAUAGCAAACCAUGCUAUUGAAGCUGACCCAGAAAAUGAUGGGUAUUACAUAUUGGUCUCAGACUUUUAUGGCUCUAUGGGCAUGUGGGAAGAUGUAGGGCAAGUGAGGAAAAAGAUGAAGGAUAGAGGGGUAAGAAAAACUGUGGGUUGGAGUGCUGCAUAAACCGGCAGAAUGACCACAACAUGUGGUCUGUCAAGUAAUCGGACCAUAAAGAUAUUAGAAUAUCAAGAAACGAAUUAAAGUCUCUCUUUUACAUUUUAUUUGUAAAUGGCAGCCAGCUGUGCUUUGGUUGGAUUAAGGAAGUGAUCAGGACAACAUUUUUUAUGUUGAUUGGUGCAUCAUUUUUCCUUGCAAAGGAUGUACCUGUCGUGAAAAGAGUUCCAGAGAAGGUGAUGAGGUCAAUGGAUAAACCACUAUAUAACAUGACUGUUCCUCGAGAAUCAGU